UUUCGUAAACGGAAGUCGUUGUGCCAACAUGGCGGCGCCCUUGGCGGGCGUGUUUUGUGUGUACUGUCAAACGUGAGCAGGUCUUCGCAAAUUGCUGGUUUAUGAGGCGAAUGAUAGGAAUCACUGAAAGCGGAUCAUGGAGAGACGCGAGUUCAUCGCAUCCCUUGUGGCCGGAGGGUGCGCCGGGAUGUGCGUGGAUCUUACCCUUUUCCCGUUGGACACCAUGAAGACCAGACUGCAGAGCCAGCAAGGCUUCUACGGGGCCGGGGGCUUCCGGGGCAUCUAUGCAGGGGUCCCGUCAGCUGCACUCGGCUCCUUUCCUAGUGCGGCUGCCUUCUUUGUCACCUACGACUGCGCAAAGUCCCUCCUGGGUUCUGGCGGAGUGCUCAAAGAACCGCCGGCGGCUUCGCUCUCACACAUGCUCGCGGCCUCCUUGGGUGAAACGGUGGCGUGUCUGAUCCGGGUGCCCACAGAGGUGGUGAAGCAAAGGACGCAAGCGUCUCCUUCAUCCGGCACAUACCGCAUACUUGUGGUGGCCCUCAGGGAAGAGGGUGUCCCAGGCUUGUACCGAGGAUUUGGCAGUACCGUUCUCAGAGAGAUCCCCUUCUCUCUGGUGCAGUUUCCGCUUUGGGAGUAUUUCAAGACUCGGUGGUCAGAGAGACGAGGCGAGCCGCUCCACUCUUGGCAGGCCGCGCUGUGCGGAGCUUUUGCAGGUGCGGUGGCGGCCCUGGUUACGACUCCUCUUGAUGUGGCAAAGACCAGGAUUAUGCUGGCAAAGGCCGGGUCAAGUGCGGCGAGCGGCAACAUCCCGCUGGUGCUUUGUGACGUGUGGAAGAGUCGAGGCCUUACGGGGCUGUUCGCGGGCAGCAUACCGAGGAUGGCCUUCAUCAGCGCGGGCGGUUUCAUUUUCCUGGGAGCCUACGAGAAAGUCCGCCGCACUUUGCUGUCCUAAGCGUGCGACCCACCGCCUGCGUCCGGGAGCAGCCGUCGGCGAGCAGCCGUCGGCGGAGCGCUCGCGGCCGCCCGGGCCUCCCGCACGACUGCUGUCCAGAUAGAAACCAGAAGACGAGAGCCGUUUACUGCCAAUACUGUGAAGGACUUCAGGUUUUGACGUGAGAAGCUCAGCAAUUUCGUUUUGGCUAAUAAGUCUUUUAACGCGGUGAACUUCAUUUGACCCGCUCCAACUUUAGAAUGCGCGUCCUGCGCAAUGUUUUCGUACUUU
Hippocampus zosterae (dwarf seahorse) is the source of this 1222-nucleotide messenger RNA. It is a transcript of the gene slc25a26, whose product is annotated as solute carrier family 25 member 26. The transcript has 10 exons. The record is from RefSeq and is a predicted model, not a curated record. Gene Ontology annotation, cellular component: mitochondrial inner membrane. Lineage: Eukaryota; Metazoa; Chordata; Actinopteri; Syngnathiformes; Syngnathidae. Gene Ontology annotation, molecular function: S-adenosyl-L-methionine transmembrane transporter activity. Gene Ontology annotation, biological process: transmembrane transport. Bases 137 to 952 code for a protein of 271 amino acids.